Sesamum indicum (sesame) is the source of this 978-nucleotide messenger RNA. RefSeq lists its product as uncharacterized. NCBI's taxonomy places the organism in Eukaryota, Viridiplantae, Streptophyta, Magnoliopsida, Lamiales, Pedaliaceae. The record is from RefSeq and is a predicted model, not a curated record.
AUGGGGAAAGCCGGCGCAGUUCUCAGAAGAUCAAUCUUUUCGUUCCUGCAAAACUAUCAGUACUUCACCUCAACGCCGGCACUCCUCGCCUUCCCAUUUGCUGUCUCAACUCUGCUAUCGCAGUCCCUCGUCUCCUCAUCGUCCCUCUUCCCAUUGGUUCAUGGUCGCUUGAGUUCUCUUUUUCUUGCUGCAGGCUUCCCUCCCUCUUCGGAGCUCUUCACCGUUCUCGGUCUCAAGCUGUCUCAAACAAUUCUUACAUUUUUUUUUGUCUGUCCCUUUACGUUUUCCUUUCUCCUCCUCGCCAAGGCGUCCAUCAUCAAGGCCGUCGGCCCCCACAAACCGGCAGAACAACCUUCAUUUUCUUCAUGGAUUCCACUUUUCUGUCCCCUUCUCAUCACCCAACUUUGCAACUCAUUAGUCAUUCUUGCGGCAAACGCCACUUGCUUCUUCCUCCUAGUCAUCUUUUUCAAUUUGUUCGACAUUUUGGGCCUUUUGUCCCCUCGAUCACAGCUGCUGCUUUCGGCCACAGGAGCGGUGAUUUACUCCAUCAUUCUUGCCAAUGCCUACAUUACAUGCAACUUAGCGUUGGUGUUGGCUGGAAUCGAAAAGCGUGGUGGCUUUAUCUCAAUACUCAAGGCUUGUGUUCUGAUCCAGGGCAGAACAGCAACUGCAUUAUCUUUAGCUGUGCCUAUCAACAUGGCCUUAGCUGCCAUUGAAGCCCUUUUUCAGUAUCGUGUCAUGAGUGCUUAUCAUCGAGCUAAAGGUCCCGAUUCAGCCAUGCUUCUUGAGGGAAUGUUCGUCGGCUACUUGUAUGCUUUACUAAUUGUUCUUGAUACGGUCGUCGGUUGUGUGUUCUGGAGAAGCUGCAAAACAGAUUUCCACACUGAUCGGGAAGAAGCGUACUCUCACCGGAUAGAAAUCAGAGAGAUAGAUGGCAAGUUUUUUGCAAAAACGGAGGCGUUUAACGGGCUUCUUUGA